This is a messenger RNA of Baudoinia panamericana UAMH 10762, 2415 nucleotides long. RefSeq lists its product as uncharacterized. Lineage: Eukaryota; Fungi; Ascomycota; Dothideomycetes; Mycosphaerellales; Teratosphaeriaceae. Gene Ontology annotation, molecular function: protein-membrane adaptor activity; protein binding. Gene Ontology annotation, cellular component: fungal-type vacuole membrane. The transcript has 6 exons. Gene Ontology annotation, biological process: vacuole inheritance; nucleus-vacuole junction assembly. The record is from RefSeq and is a predicted model, not a curated record. The coding region runs from base 366 to 2108 and encodes 580 amino acids.
GCUGCUGUUUCACGUACGCCGUUUCUGCACGUGCAAUUGCCUCAUCAGCAACGUACCUUGAUCUAACAGUCUCGCUUGCGCGAAUGCAUCUGUCUCAACAUUGCCAGCCUAUGUCAGCCCUCACCACCCAAUCGCAGCCCGAGUUUUGUUUAUUGAGCUAGUUUCACACCUGCAUUGACGGCGCAUACGCAUACACAUACACAUACACAUGACAUAGCGGCCACUGGUGGAUCUGGCCCACCCUCGAGCACGGUGCCUGAGGAAGAGCUUCCUGCUCGUGACAUUGGCGACAGCGAGGAGCGGCGAUAACCGGACAGCAGUGCGCUGCGCUGGGCUUUGCGGCCUAGGCCCGCUGCACACAUACCAUGGCCGACUUCUGUAGACGCAUCUUCUCCAGCUGCUGUGGUGGCCGCUCGAAAGUCGACUACGAUAAUGUCUUGGCCGACUCCGAACGGGAGGCUGUGGCUGACCUUCUCAACUACCUCGAGAAUCGAGCGGAGACCGACUUCUUCUCCGGCGAGCCACUUGCGGCAUUGAGCACCCUCGUAUACAGCCAGAACAUCGACCUGCAAAGGAGCGCGAGCUUGACGUUCGCGGAGAUCACGGAGCGAGAUGUCCGGCCUGUGGACCGUGCAACUCUCGAACCCAUCCUCUUCCUCCUUGAGAGCCCAGAUAUUGAGGUGCAACGUGCUGCUUCGGCUGCUCUCGGCAACCUCGCCGUAGACGGUUCGAACAAGGUGCUCAUUGUUUCGCUUGGCGGCCUUACACCAUUGAUCAGACAGAUGAACAGCCCGAACGUUGAAGUACAAUGCAAUGCCGUAGGCUGCAUCACCAAUUUGGCCACUCACGAAGACAACAAAGCCCGCAUUGCGCGGUCAGGCGCUCUGGCACCACUGACUAGACUGGCAAAGAGCAAAGAUAUGAGAGUCCAACGGAACGCAACAGGCGCACUACUCAACAUGACACACAGCGAUGAUAAUAGGCAACAACUGGUCUCAGCAGGCGCAAUACCGGUUCUAGUGAGCUUACUGAGCAGCCCGGAUACGGAUGUGCAAUACUACUGCACCACAGCGCUCAGCAACAUUGCCGUCGACUCGGCGAACCGGAAACGGUUAGCACAGACCGAGCCGAAGCUGGUACAGAGCUUGGUGCACCUCAUGAAAGGUCAGGCGCCGAAGGUGCAAUGUCAAGCAGCACUAGCGCUGCGAAAUCUGGCCAGUGACGAAAAGUACCAGCUCGAGAUUGUUCGUGCGGGCGGACUGCCACCAUUACUCAGCCUGCUGCAGAGCAGCUACCUCCCUCUCAUCCUGUCCGCCGUAGCCUGCAUACGCAACAUCAGCAUACAUCCUAUGAAUGAGUCACCAAUCAUCGAUGCCGGCUUCUUACGACCACUCGUCGACUUGCUCGGUAGCACCGAUAAUGAGGAGAUACAAUGCCAUGCCAUCUCCACCUUGCGCAACCUGGCUGCUUCUUCGGAUCGCAACAAGCAGCUGGUGCUGGAAGCGGGAGCGGUGCAAAAAUGCAAGGAACUGGUUCUGGAUGUGCCCAUCAACGUACAGAGCGAGAUGACUGCCGCAAUCGCUGUGCUAGCUUUGAGCGACGAGCUGAAGCCGGAGCUGCUCGGACUCGGCGUGUUCGACGUGCUGAUUCCGCUAACCGAGAGCGAAAGCAUUGAAGUGCAGGGCAACAGUGCGGCGGCGUUGGGUAACCUCAGCAGUAAAGUCGGCGACUACUCGCUCUUCCUAACCUCCUGGAACCAACCCUCGGGCGGCAUCCAUGGCUACCUCUCCCGCUUCCUAAGCUCCGGCGAUCCUACAUUCCAACACAUUGCGAUCUGGACACUUCUGCAGCUCCUCGAGUCCAGCGACCAAAGACUAAUCGACAUCAUCAACAAGUCCACAGACGUCAUGGACGUCGUGCGGAGCAUCAGCGAGCGGAACGUCGAGUCCGGCGGUGAAGGCGACGGAGCCGACGAGGAAGAAGGCGAGGCGGAGGUCGUGGCGUUGGCGAAGAGGUGUCUAGAGCUCAGUAAUGGGAGUGGGAAUGGCCAAGGAGGUUCGCAGGGCAAGGGUAGCGCUAGUAGCUACACGCCCAGCGAUAAGACUUAGUGGAUUGCUUCGGAGGCUUGAUACGACGGCGGCUUUAAUGCGAGAGCGGAACUGUCUAUGAAGGAAAAGCUGGGUAGGGGUCGGAAGGCGGCUUGUUGCAUUGAUUGAUCGUUGAGCGCAUUGAGCAGGCGGAGGCGUUCAGAGGCGCAGAAGACUGCGGCAUACCCAGGAGCCGCUCCGAUUGGUUCGGCGGCAAUGUAAGCAUACUUUUUGCAUUCAUGGAGUGAGCAGCCCGGGCAUGUGUUAUUUCGAUAGGCAAUAUGAUGCACUAGCAACAAUCGAGGACUGACUGCACGGCGCGUACUUC